This is a messenger RNA of Penicillium salamii, 2022 nucleotides long. The record is from the annotation of a GenBank genome assembly. NCBI's taxonomy places the organism in Eukaryota, Fungi, Ascomycota, Eurotiomycetes, Eurotiales, Aspergillaceae.
AUGUUCCUCUCCCUUCUUGACCGCCGACGCGACGCCGUCACCACUUGUGUACAGCUAUUGAGAUAUAGCAGGGACAUGGCGCUGGAUCCGCGCUUCUAUCAUCAACUGGGCCAUCCGGGCCCCGGCUCCAUCUCUUCGGCCGCCUCCUCCGACCUAUCAGCCGCCACAGGCAUCACCUCCCCCAGCAUCAUCUCCACCUCCGCCUCCGCCGCCACCCUCCGAUCCACAGCUUCCAGUCCCUCCUUCCGCGCGCGUGAAGGCUUCGCGAGAGAUGGAAUGGCCAGUCCCUCGCCUGGCGGAAAUGUGCGCGUGGUCGUGCGUGUGCGCAAGUUCUUGCCUCGAGAAAUCGAACGCAAGGCACAAUGUCUAAUCUCAAUGGAUCCUCAUACCCAAAUGACUUCUCUGCAAGCUCCGAAACCGAAACCGGGAGACGUGGGAAAACCAAAGUCGCAGGCGCGUGGGAAGGUUUUGGAGGAUAAAUCGUUCACCUUUGAUAAUUCCUUUUGGUCCCAUGAGGAGGAGGACGAACAUUAUGCACACCAGGAGGAUGUUUAUAAUUCGCUUGGCGAGGAAUUCCUGGAUCACAACUUUGAAGGAUACCAUACGUGUAUCUUUGCAUAUGGACAGACCGGUUCGGGAAAGAGUUAUACCAUGAUGGGCACGCCAGAGAGACCCGGCUUGAUUCCACGGACUUGUGAGGAUCUAUUCCAGCGCAUUGAAAGUUCGCCCUCCCCCGACAUCAGCUACAACGUUCGAGUCUCGUAUUUUGAGGUAUACAACGAGCAUGUACGAGAUCUGUUGGUGCCUCGAACGGAUCCCCCGCAUUAUCUUCGCAUUCGGGAAUCACCCUCAGAGGGUCCUUAUGUCAAGGAUCUGACGGAAGUUACGGCCAGAAACUAUGCCGAACUUAUGAAAUUCAUGCGGAAGGGUGAUGUCUCUCGUACCACGGCUAGCACGAAGAUGAACGACACCUCAUCCCGAUCUCACGCGGUCUUUACUAUCACGCUUAAGCAGAUUCAUCACGAUCUUUCUACGGACGAGACUACCGAGCGCACGGCUCGCAUUCGGCUGGUUGAUUUGGCAGGUUCUGAACGUGCUAAAUCUACCGAGGCGACUGGGGCUAGAUUGCGCGAAGGUGCAAAUAUUAACAAAUCUCUGACUACCCUUGGUCGUGUGAUUGCGGCACUUGCAGAUCCCAAGAAGAUCCGCGGUCCUCGAAAAGGAAAGGAGCUGGUGCCAUAUCGUGAUUCAAUCUUGACCUGGCUUCUGAAGGACAGUUUAGGUGGUAAUUCCAAAACUGCCAUGAUUGCAUGCAUUGCGCCUGCAGAUUACGAAGAAACCCUUUCCACUCUUCGCUAUGCGGAUCAAGCCAAGAAUAUUCGGACGCGGGCACGGGUCAAUCAAGAUCAAAUGUCGGCAGCCGAGCGUGAUCAGCAGAUUGCGGAGAUGACCGAGACAAUUCGUACACUCCAGUUGAGCGUUAGUCAAGCGGCGCUCAGCCAGCGAGCGAACGAAGCUUCUGAUGAACGACUUGAACAAUACCAGCAGAAAGUGGAGAAGAUGCAGCGUCUCAUGGAAGAGAAUAAUAUGGUCAGCGAGUGCAAGAUCCGACAACUACAAACAGAAAACGAAGCUUUACGAAUGCAUCUCAAGUUGGCUGUUGAGAGUCUCAAGAAUCCUAUCCCGGCUGUCACCCUGGAGCCACGGAAGCCCAGUUUUACAUCAAUGACAGACGAAAAUCAACCGCCCAGUCAUGAUGACGACCCCGAAGGUUCGCCUGAUGGUUCUCCCCAUGUCACAGACGACGAGUCAGAUAUCGAAUUGUGGGAAGAUGAUGAAACCGUCACCGACGAGGACCACGAGCAUGAAGCUCACCGAAUGCAGAACCAUAUGCAUGAUCUUCUUGGUGACUUGUCUGUCUUUAAACGAAAACUGGCUACAGACCAUGAACGAUUCCGCCCCAUUGAAGAGCCCCAGACUCGUAAACGUCGUGCUUUGGCUACCAUCACGAGCAAUCGUUAG